CGUGACGGAAUUGAGUCAUGAGCCUGACGAUGUGAGGUUGCGUACAUGCAGAACGACCGACGCAUGAAGAAGCGCAACAGGAGUUGAGCGCGCCCAGUCUCUAUUCAACUCUAUCCAAAUGCCAUUCUAAAGUUGGUAUUGGGAUGUACGACUUUUCUCUGUUUCCGUGGAUUUGAAUAAACUACGUUUUUAUUUUAUUUUGUUUUCAUCUGCCUUCACUUGUUAUCUCUUCGUGUUGGAAAAGUUGGUAUUUGUUUUACAAAAAUGGAGCGAAAAACGCCGGGGAAUCUUUCUUGCUGUUGGAGCUUUCUUCUCUCGUACUUCUGGUGCUGUAAUCUCACUGAGUGUUACAAUUUGGAUGUAGACCACCCCAUUAGUUUCAGUGGACCAAAUGGAUCUUUAUUUGGAUAUUCUGUAUUGUUACACAAGAACCAGACAAACACAUGGUUAUUAGUCGGAGCUCCAGUUGCGAAUUCGUCUUCCUACCCAGCCGUAAAAGAACCAGGAGCAAUUUAUAAGUGCAGCAUCUCGGACAAGAGAGAAUGUCAGCAAAUAUCAACAGGUGUGGACAGUUGUGGGAAGACAUGCUUCUCUGAGAGUGACAACCAGUGGCUCGGAGUCAGCCUGUCCAGACAGCCUCGUGAUGGCCAUGUAUUGGCAUGUGGGCACCGUUGGAAGAACGUGUUCUAUUCCAGGAAAGAAAACCUGAACAAGCUGCCUCAUGGUGUCUGUUACAGAUACGAGGCUGACCUCAAACAGGCUCAACCACUCAUCCCAUGCUACAAAGAUCACCAACGGAAGUUUGGUGAGGACUAUGGAUCAUGCCAAGCAGGGAUAUCCAACUUUCUGACUGAGGACUUGAUAAUAAUGGGAGCCCCAGGGACAUCGUACUGGACUGGGUCUGUCCUGGUCUACAACACCUCCAGCAAGGUCCUGUCUGCCUAUGUGGAUGACAGCAGCACUGUCCUCUAUGGCAGUUACCUCGGCUACUCGGUUGGGGCCGGCCACUUCCUCCACCCUGACUCCACAGAGAUUGUUGGCGGUGCGCCCCAGUACGGGCAGACUGGUAAGGCCUACCUAUUCAGAGCUGAAGAAAACAUGCUGAAGAUAAUCAGUGAAGUCAAGGGCAGCAAGCUCGGCUCGUAUUUUGGUGCCAGUGUGUGUGCCGUGGACCUGAAUGCAGAUGGCCUGUCUGAUCUACUGGUAGGAUCUCCCAUGUACAGCACCGUGAGAGAGGAAGGACAAGUCCAUGUCUACAUCAACCAAGGAGCCGCUAAUAUGAAGGAAGCAGAGUUUCAGUUGGUGGGAAGCAACUCGUAUGCUGCCAGAUUUGGGGAGACCAUAACUGAUCUGGGAGAUAUUGAUGAUGAUGGCUUUGCUGAUGUGGCAGUGGGGGCUCCGCAGGAAGAAGAGCUGCGUGGGGCUAUAUAUAUCUACAAUGGGAGGAAAACAGGGAUCUCUCAGACCUUCUCUCAAAGGAUCACUGGCUCUGUUCUGGGUAAUGAGUUAAAGAUGUUCGGCCAGUCUGUGUCAGGAGGCAUCGAUGUUGAUGAAAACGGUUACCAAGAUGUAGCAGUAGGGGCCUUCCUCUCAGACUCAGCUGUGGUUCUGAGGACUCGUCCAGUGAUAUUGGUAGAAGCCUUCAUGCCCCUGCCUGUCAGUGUAAACCGCUAUAUAACGCUGUGUUCUGACAACGGUCUUCCUGCUGUCUGCAUCAAUGCUACAGUCUGCUUCAGGGUCCAUGCUCGACACUUCACCUCUUCAAUAGUGCUCCAGUAUAAUCUGACAGCAGACACGCAGCACAAGGAGUCCUUCCCCUCACGUUUCCAUUUCCACGGAAACGGGACGUCCAACACUACAACAGGGCGGGUCAAGACCAGACACGACCAGCUGACCUGCGUCCCCCACCAGGCAUUCAUGAGGAAAGAUGUCCGAGAUAUCUUCACACCCAUCCAUUUUGAGGUUUCGUACGCCCUCAGAGAGCACACUGUCCAUAACGGGGGAUCCACUUUCCCUGCUCUGAAACCCAUACUGCAGCAGAGAGGGGGACACGGUAACCUGGUGGCCAAUAAGACAGAGUUUGCUCGGUACUGUUCAUUGGCCAACUGCUCAACCAAUCUGCAUGUCUCUGCUCAACUGGUGUUACCACAGAGACACAACAACAUGCCGUACUUUGCACUUGGCAAUGGGAAGACCAUCAUGUUGAACACAACCCUGGUGAACACGGGAGAUGAUGCAUUCCUCCCCAGACUCCAGCUCCGAUUCCCCAGUAACCUGCACUUCAUCAAAGUGCUUGACGCAGAGGAGAAGUUUGUGAGCUGUGACAUUUCAGAGGAGAACAAGACAAUAGUAGGAGUGGAUUGCAGUGUGGGAAACCUGUACCUCAGCUCUGGGGCCAAGGUCAAUAUUAGUUUUCUGUUGGAUGUGAACCUGAGUAGUAGUGCUGGUGACGUUAGCAUCUCCAUAAACGCUAGUGGGGACAAUUAUGAAAACGAGGAUCUUCUGCACGACAACUCUGCCACUCUGAUGUUACCACUGAGAUAUGGAGUAGAUGUCAACAUCCAUGGGUUUAUGACUCCAACAGCCUUUGUAUUUGGUGACCAGGCGCCUAUUCCAGUUGAUUGCUACACAGAGACAUUCAACUACACUUACAAGGUUGUCAAUAUUGGUCUAAGCAAAUCUCUCAACACGAUAGUGGAGAUUGAUAUUCCCAAGAUCCUAUCACCAUAUCCAUACAGAUUACUCCACAUCACAGACUUCCAUACGUCUCUUGGAGAAUGCUCCAUUCGAAACGACUCCAUUGCGGUGGAGGAUGACUGUGAGGUGCCACAGUCCUCUUUCAUCAAAGAACUGGUCUUCUUCUUCUCCAAAACCAGCAAACGCAAAAUGUUCUGUGCCCAUGGUGAUGACCUGUGCCUGACUCUGGUGUGUAGACUAGGAGAUAUGGACAUUGGGAAAGAAGCCACCAUUCACAUGGAAGUGAAGCUGAAUCCUACCGUUCUACAGCUCUCACCUGGACGUCAUGGAGUGAUGCUGAUGGAGAGUACUGGCAUCAUCACAUCACCAAGGGAGGACCCUCAAACCAUCAUCCUACAGCAGAUCCCUAUCGCUCAGGUUGUGUUGGAGGCCCACUUCAGCCAGAAGCCUCAGGCAGCAGUGGAGGUGUUUAUCAUUGUACUGAGUCUACUGGUGGGACUCCUGAUCCUGGCCCUGCUCAUCUUUGCCCUCUGGAAGGGUGGUUUCUUUAAAAGGCAGUUUAAGAAGGAGGAUGAGAUCAGGAGGGAUAGCUGGGACUAUGUGCCAAAACAUUUGACUAAGACUGAGAGUAGAUCCUAAGAUUGAGACCAAGACAGAGUGACUGUGUCCUAAUACAGAAUGGUUCUAUACUACAACAUGGACUAAGAGGCACAUUUUGACUGAGAUCAUCCAAACCCAAGGGAAAGAACUGCUGGACCAUUCAAAUUGUGAUGGCUCAGAAUGACAAGGAAAGAAAAAAAUGUCAUUUCCCUAAAACAUGCAAGAGGAAAAGGCUGAGCAAGUGUAAGUUUGAAAUGUGUUGUCAGUGGGAUUACUAUAUUACACUUUACCUCUGGGUUUGGUGCAGUGAGACUAUAAAACAUUGGAGUGUUUACAUUGAAUGUAUGUUAGAACAUGUAAUGUACAUUAGAACAUGUUAUGUACAUUAGAACAUGGACUAUGUACAUUUGAACAUGUCAUGUACAUUAGAACAUGGACUAUGUACAUUAGAACAUGUCAUGUUCAUUAGAACAUGGACUAUGUACAUUAGAACAUGUCAUGUACAUUAGAACAUGUCAUGUUCAUUAGAACAUGUCAUGUACAUUAGAACAUGUCAUGUACAUUAGAACAUGGACUAUGUACAUUAGAACAUGUCAUGUACAUUAGAACAUGUCAUGUUCAUUAGAACAUGUCAUGUACAUUAGAACAUGUAUUAUGUACAUUAGAACAUGGACUAUGUACAUUAGAACAUGUCAUGUUCAUUAGAACAUGUAUUAUGUACAUUAGAACAUGGACUAUGUACAUUAGAACAUGUCAUGUACAUUAGAACAUGUCAUGUACAUUAGAACAUGGAUUAUGUACAUUAGAACAUGGGCUAAGCGAUCUCACAGAAACAGGCUUAUCAUUCCUGUUUUCAUUUCCUACCAAGAUCUCAGGAAGUGAAAACGGAACAUUCCAUUGUCUUGUUAAAUAAGCAUAAACCGAAACAAGGAGGUACUAUCUGUACCUGUCCAUUAAUUGAGGACUGCUCAUUUUCCAUUGUAAAACAUUUUGCUACGCUGUGCCCUAAUGAACAUGACCCAUGUCUCACAGACCUGACUACUUGGAUUCGGUCGCAGUACAAAACAUUUAUGAAUGCACUGCUGAAGCUUUUCUUCAUGCAUAGGAACUUCAUCUGUAUACACUCAGAGGCCAGUUUAUUAGGUACAACACCUUGUUCACGAAAAUGGUUCACUCCUACAGACAGUGAGUCACGUGGCCGUGGCUUGCUAUAUAAAGCCGGCAGACAGGCAUCAAGGCAUUCAGUUACUCUUCGAUUGAACUUUAGAAUGGGCAAAAUGAGUGACCUAAGCGACUUUGAGCAUGGCAUGAUCGUCGGUGCCAGGCGCGCCAGUUCCAGUAUCUCAGAAACGGCCGGCAUCCUGGGCUUUUCACGCACAACAGUAUCUAGGAUUUAACGAGAAUGGUGAGACAAACAAAAAACAUCCAGUCAGCAGCAGUCCUGUGGACAAAACAGCUCGUUGAUGAGAGGUCGAAGGAGAAUAGCAAGAAUCGUGCAAGCUAAGAGGCGGGCCACAAACAAGCAAAUAACAGUGCAGUACAACAGCAUCUCAGAACACACAACUCGUCGGUCGUUGUCACGGAUGGACUAUUGCACAGACGACCGCACCGGGUUCCACUCCUAUCAGCUAAAACAAGAAGAAGUGGCUCCAGUGGGCACGUGAUCACCAACACUGGACAAUUGAGGAGUGGAAAAACAUUGCCUGGUCCGACGAAUCCUGGUCCCUGUUACAUCAUGCUGAUGGCAGAGUCAGGAUUUGUCAUAAGCAGCAUGAGUCCAUUGCCUCCUCCUGCCUUGUGUCAACGGUAAAGGCUGGUUGCGGUGGUGUAAUAGUGAUGGAAAUGUUUUCCUGGCACACUUUAGGUCCCUUGAUACCAAUUGAGCAACGUGUCCAUGCCCCAAAGAAUUCAGGCGUGUCUGGAGGCAAUGUGGGGUCCGACCCAGUAUUAGAUGGGUGUAACUAAUAAACUGGCCGUUGAGUGUAUAUCGAUAUAUACACAUCUAUAUGUCAAAUCUAUAUCAUCAAUAGGUGUGUAUAUAUAUAAAUAUAGAAGUGGAUGGGACUGGCGUUUAAGCUUAUUUAUGUAGUAUAGAACUGAAGACAACAGAAGGAUGAGGAGGACAGUGUAGUGUCAUCUGUGAAAAAAGGGGCUGUUGUUGGGUGUCACUCAACUCACUGACUGACUCACUGAAUGACACAUGCCACUCCUCAAGGGGACAGCACCCUGAGUGUGUGUGUGUGUGUGUGUGUGUGUGUGUGUGUGUGUGUGUGUGUGUGUGUGUGUGUGUGUGUGUGUGUGUGUGUGUGUGUGUGUGUGUGUGUGUGUGUGUGUGUGUGUGUGUGUGUGUGUGUGGAAGGAAGGAAGGAAGGUCUUGGAUGAAAUUGGAUGUUUGGAGCAACUUCUAAAUUUGACGUUUGCAGAACAGAUGAACAUCUGAUUAUGCAGUGAGACUGUGAGAGCUCGUUGCUCGUCACCAUGCCAGCAGAAGUUUUCAAUGCAGUCAGAAAUAAAAAAUGUAAAAGCUGGUUCUUCAGUGACUCAGAAAUGUUCCUCAAGGCAUAGCAGACAUGCCAGGCCUUAAAUGCAACACACGGAACACUGGCCUUCCAAUUUUUACAUUUUCAUCCCUUUGGAUUCCCUGUUGGAAUCUUUGGAAUCCGUGGAUUGUGUUCUUACUGUAGCUGUAAGGGAUUGGAACAUUCAGGUUUAGGAGAUGUGGUAUGCCUUGAUGAUGAUGAUGUUUUGUUGUUGAAUGAGGAAUAGUAACAUGUUUUUACUGCUUGUAUUUUAAGGUUCAGGACAGUUAAUUCAGGGAGUCAACCUUUCCUGACCAAGUUGUCAGUUAUGACAAAAAUAAAGGGGGCACAUUCCAAUUUGAAUUUCAAUAAAAUGAAAUUAUAAUUUUAUUUUUAAUAAAUAAGUGUGUGGCGUGUAAAAAUGAA
This is a messenger RNA of Salmo salar (Atlantic salmon), 6242 nucleotides long. Its product is annotated as integrin alpha 4. Lineage: Eukaryota; Metazoa; Chordata; Actinopteri; Salmoniformes; Salmonidae. Gene Ontology annotation, biological process: cell-matrix adhesion; cell-cell adhesion; integrin-mediated signaling pathway. The record is from RefSeq and is a predicted model, not a curated record. Gene Ontology annotation, molecular function: integrin binding. Gene Ontology annotation, cellular component: external side of plasma membrane; integrin complex.